Molecule: messenger RNA, 6114 nt
Organism: Oncorhynchus keta (chum salmon)
Lineage: Eukaryota; Metazoa; Chordata; Actinopteri; Salmoniformes; Salmonidae
Exons: 4
Coding region: 102-776 (224 amino acids)
Source: RefSeq, a predicted model, not a curated record
GUUGUAAUUAUGACAUCACCUCCAGGACCGUUAGCAGAGUCAGUGGGUUUACUGUAUGCGAUGUUUUUAAAUGUUCUGCCGAGUCACUACUGAGAUGAAUCAUGGGAAACCGACGGAGGAAGAGAAGGCGAGAACACAGAGAUUCUUACGGGAUUAAGAUCUCUGAGCUGCUGACCCAAUUGGCUGUGAGAACCACACCCCCUAAUGGGCCCCUCCCCUGUAACGUCAGCCUCCUCCCCUCCUUCACCCUCCCCGCAGUCCGAGAAACGACCGCCACCACCCGCUCCAAGGCCCAGCUCCCAGAAUGCAUCACGAGACUCUCAGACACCCAGUGUCGGAAGUGGUACCACCAGAGACCAGCCACGCCCUUCUCCGCCUCUACCCCCACCCCAGCCCUUAACCCUAGGCCUGCCCCCAACACCCCGGGACACCCCACUGGUCCCGCCUCCACAAAUAGCAGCCAACCAAGGAGUGAGAGACCCAGCCUGUUUUUCCUACCCUAUCUUGCGGCAUGGAGGACUGCGAAGAGCUGUGAUUCGCUGUCCUUGGUGAGGGAUCUGUUCCAGAAGGGUGAGGUGUGUCCAGACAUCCUGGGGUUGAAGGAGUGGUCGAACCAGAGAACUGCAGCCUGGAUCAAGGAUACAACAGUAACAGCACAACGCAUGGCGAUAGAACCUGGUGUGAAUAGCGUGCAUUACUUUGAGGACCUGAGGGACCUGCAGAGGAAGUUGUUCAGGGGGAUCCGGUGGAUGUCCAGCAGGGGUCGCGACCUUUGAGCUGGGUGAACAUGACAACCUCUCCAGGACUUUAUACACCAUCAGCCUCAAACGCACCUCUCACAACACCUCCCUCCUCUGCUCCCCCACCACCAUGCUUCCCUCCUUUGCUCCCCCCACGCCUCCCUCCUUUGCUCCCCCCACACCUCCCUACCUGAAAGACAUUUAAUAAAAAUAUUAUGUAAAUGUCCUAAAGUGCAAAUAUACAUAUAUACAUACAUAUAUUAAAAUAAAAUUUUCUCAUUUAAAUAUAACAUUUUCUCAUUUAAAUACAACAUUAUCUUAUUUAAAUAUAACAUUUUCUGAUUGAAAUAUACAUUAUCUGAUUUAAAUAUACAUUAUCUGAUGAAAUUGCUUUAGAAAGGGGCACAAGACAGGGAUGUCCUUUCUCCCCUCUUCUGUUUGCACUGGUAAUUGAACCACUUGCAGAAAGAAUUAGACAGGACCCACACAAACAGGUAUUGGGGGAGUGUUAGAACAUAACGAACAAAAUUACAGUUAACAAAAAUGGCCGCUUAAACCAGUAUAAACUCAUGUAUAGAAUGUAUUAUACCAGAGACAAAAUUCACAACAUCUACAGCAUAACGGCAGAGUUAUGUCUCAAGUGUAAGCAUUAUUUUCACUCUGUCGUUUUAGGUUAGUAUUGCGGAGUAACUACAAUGUCAUUGAUCCAUCCACAGUUUUCUCCUAUCACAGCCAAUAAACUCUGUAACUAUUUUAAAGUCACCAUUGGCCUCAUGGUAAACUCGCUGAGUGGUUUCCUUCGGAAGGAUGCCUUUAUCUUUAUAGUGACUGGGUGUAUUGAUACACCAUUGUCAUGACGUUGGCCUGUGGGUAAGGUUUACCCUCGACCUGCAUGGCAAGCGGUACCGGAGUGCCAAGUCUAGGACAAAAAGGCUUCUCGACAGUUUUUACCCCCAAGCCAUAAGACUCCGGACUAUUUGCAUUGUGUGCCCCCCCCCAACCCCUCUUUUACGCUUCUGCGACUCUCGACUCAUCUUAUACAUUGGGGCAAAAAAGUAUUUAGUCAGCCACCAAUUGUGCAAGUUCUCCCACUUAAAAUGAUGAGGCCUGUAAUUUUCAUCAUAGGUACACUUCAACUAUGACAGACAAAAUGAGAAAAAAAAUUCAGAAAAUCACAUUGUAGGAUUUUUAAUGAAUUUAUUGUCAUAUAUGCAUAGUCACUUUAACUUCUUGAAUAUAGGGGGGCGCUAUUUUAAUUUUUGGAUGAAAAACAUAUCCCCGUUUUAAACAAGAUAUUUUGUCAUGAAAAGAUGCUCGACUAUGCAUAUAAUUGACCGCUUUGGAAAGAAAACACUCUGACGUUUCCAAAACUACAAAGAUAUUGUCUGUGAGUGCCACAGAACUGAUGUUACAGAAAAAAACCCAGAUAAAAAUCCAAUCAGGAAGUGAAACCGCCUCAUGCCAAUGACUCCUUAUAUGGCUGUGAAUGGGCCACGAAUGAGCUUAGGCUUUCUGUCGCUUCCCCAAGAUGUCGACAGCAUUGUGACGUAUUUGUAGGCAUGUCAUUGGAAGAUUGACCAUAAGAAACUACAUCUACCAGGUGGUCGCUUGGUGUCCUCUGUCGCAAUUAUUGCGUAAUCUCCAGCUGCAGUAUUUUUCCGUUUGAUUCUGAUGAGAAGCCAACUGCCACCACUGAUAGAUUAUCGAAUAGAUAUGAACACCUUGAGGAUUGAUUCUAAACAACGUUUGCCAUGUUUCUGGCGAUAUUAUGGAGAUAAUUUGGAAAAAAGUUUGGCGUUGUAAGUGACUGCAUUUUCCGGUCUUUUUCUUAGCCAAACGUGAUGAACAAAACGGAGCUAUUUGGUCUACACAAAUAAUCUGUUUGGAAAAAAUGAACAUUUGCUAUCUAACUAAGAGUCUCGUCAUUGAAAACAUCCGAAGUUCUUCAAAGGUAAAUUAUUUUAUUUGAAUGCUGAAUGCUAGGCUUAAUGCUAUGCUAGGCUAUCAAUAGUCUUACACAAAUGCUUGUGUAGCUUUGGUUGAAAAGCAUAUCUUGAAAAUCUGAGAUGACAGUGUUGUUAACAAAAGGCUAAGCUUGUGUUUCAAUGUAUUUCUUUCAUUUAAUUUGGGAUUUUCAUGAAUAGGAAACGUUGCGUUAUGGUAAUGAGCUUGAGGCUAUGAUUACGCUCCCGGAUACGGGAUUGCUCGUCGCUAGAGGUUAACCAUACCCUCAUGUAUUACCUCAAUAAGCCUGACUAACAGGUGUUUGUAUAUAGCUUUUGCUACUCUUUGUUCAAAUGUAUUUUUACUGUUGUUUUAUUUCUAUACUUAGCUACACACACACACACACACACACACACAUAUACCUUUUUUUCCCCACACCAUUGGUUAGAGCCUGUAAGUAAGCAUUUCACUGUAAGGUCUACCUGUUGUAUUCGGCGCACGUGACAAAUAAACUUUGAUUUGAUUUGACCCUCUCACCCUUUACCAUUUACCCUCUGAACUCUACCCUUUACCCACUACCAUCCACCCUUUACCCACUACCCUUUACCAGCUUCCCUUCACCCGCUUCUCUUUACCCACAACCCUCUGCCCGCUACCGUCUAACCACUACCCUUUACCCACUACCCUUUACCCACUACCGUUUAACCACUACCGUUUAACCACUACCGUUUACCCACAACCCUCUACCCUUUACCCGGUACCAUCUACACAUUACCCUCUACCAUUUACCCACAUCCCUUUACCCACUACCCAUUAAACUCAACCCUCUACCCUUUACCUGGUACCAUCUACACAUUACCCUCUACCAUUUACCCACCUCCCUUUACCCACUACCCUUUACCCGCUACCGUUUAACCACUACCCUUUACCCACUACCGUCUAACCACUACCCUUUACCCGCUACCGUUUAACCACUACCCUUUACCCACUACCGUCUAACCACUACCCUUUACCCGCUACCCUUUACCCACUACCCUUUACCCACUACCCUUUACCCACUACCGUCUAACCACUACCCUUUACCCGCUACCCUUUACCCGCUACCGUUUAACCACUACCCUUUACCCACUACUGUCUAACCACUACCCUUUACCCACUACCCUUUACCCGCUACCGUUUAACCACUACCCUUUACCCACUACCCUUUACCCACUACCCUUUACCCACUACCGUUUAACCACUACCCUUUACCCGCUACCCUUUACCCACUACCGUUUAACCACUACCCUUUAAACUCAACCCUCUAUCCUUUACCCGGUACCAUCUACACAUUACCCUCUACCAUUUACCCACCUACCUUUACCCGAAUCCCUCUACCAUUUACCUUCUACCCACCUCCCUUUUCCCGAAUCCCUCUACCAUUUACCUUCUACCCGCUACCAUUUACCCACCUCCCUUUACCAGAAUCCCUCUACCAUUUACCCACCUCCCUUUACCCGAAUCCCUCUACCAUUUACCCACCUCCCUUUACCCGAAUCCCUCUACCAUUUACCCACCUCCCUUUACCAGAAUCCCUCUACCAUUUACCCACCUCCCUUUACCAGAAUCCCUCUACCAUUUACCCACCUCCCUUUACCCGAAUUCCUCUACCAUCUACCCACCUCCCUUUACCCGCUGCCAUUUACCCACCUCCCUUUACCCGAAUCCCUCUACCAUUUACCCACCUCCCUUUACCCACAUUACCCGCUACCCUCUACCAUUUACCCGCUACCCUCUUACUAUUGUUUACCUUCCUCCUACUACCCGCUUCCCUCUACCCUUUACCUGCUACCCGCUACAGCAACCCUUUAUCCACUGCACUUCACCCUCCACUUAUCCUGAUUGGGUCAGACCACCCACAUCUCGUCACCCCGACGGAGCCUAUACGAGCUGGACCAGAAGGGCCCAUUGCUGUCCAUACAUCCUUGGGUUGGGCUGUGCAAGGUCCAGCCCAUCUACUUCUCUCCACCCAAGCUGUACAGUCACAGCAAGUCCUCUUCACCAGAAGCAAUCCAGAUGCAGCCAUUAACCUCCUUCGGAAUGUUGAGAUGCUCUGGAAGAUGGACACCUUCUCCAACCGGAAGCUACAGGAGGUCACUCGCUCGAAACAUGACUCCUAUGCAUUAGACCUCCUGGAGAAGAGCACCACCACCACUGAAAUGGAUGGCGUUCGCAGGUAUGCAACCCCACUGCUACGGGUGCCCAACCAUCCUCCUCUGGCAACCACGACACGGGCUGUACUCCCACUACUGCAUGGAACGGAGCGGCGCCUGGUGAAGAAUCCUGAGCUUGCAGAAGUUCAUAACCGAGAGAUUCAUAACCUUGUGAAGGCAGAAGUGACAGCUCAUGAAGAGGGAAACGCACUCUGUGAAUCCUGGUAUCUCCCUCACCAUGUUAUCCAGCAACAUGGUGGGAAGUAUAGACUUGUCUUCAACUGUACAUUCCAAGCUGCUGGUCAAAGCCUGAAUGACUGUCUACUCCCCGGACCAACCUUAGGUCCUUCCUUUGCUCGGUGUCCUUCUCCGGUUCCGGCAGCACUCUACAGCCAUCAGUGGAGACAUCAAAGCCAUGUUUCAUCAGAUUCGUUUACUGCCUUCCGACACCACACUGCUCCGGUUCAUAUGGCGAGAUAUGGAACGAGAUGCAGAGCCCACAAUCUAUGAAUGGCAGGUACUCCCAUUUGGCACCACCUGCAGUCCUUGCUGUGCCAUAUACGCUCUGCAGAGACACGCACGGGAGCAUCCAGACAGUGACCCAGAAGUAUUGGAUUCAGUGGAAAAUGCCUUCUAUGUGGAUAACUGCUUACAGAGCAUCCCAUCCACGGCUGAAGCGAAAGCACUCCUUCAUAGAGUACGUACAGUGGGCGAGUAACAGAGCAGAGGUUAUCCAGCACCUCCCGCCACCAGCCAGGUCCAGUAGCAGUGAACUAUGGCUAUCGCAGUCUGGCGCUAACCCACAAGAGCCCACUCUAGGACUGAGAUGGAGCUGCAUACCGGAUACCCUUGGGUACAAGCAUCGCUUAGCCAUGAGUACCGAAACCCUCACUCUGCGCACCGUCUACCGGAACCUGGCCAGUCAAUACGAUCCCCUUGGGUAUAUCCUGCCAUACGCAACCCGGGCCAAAGUCUUAGUCCAGGACCUGUGGCAGACCAAGAGGGACUGGGAUGAACCGAUCCACCCGGCUGACCUAGUGGAAUGAUGGACCUGUUGGAAAACAGAGUUAUCGGAGCUCUCUGAAGUCCAAAUGCCAAAAUGUUAUGUACCACUCUGUGCUGACCAACCGGGAUCAUGCCUGGAACUGCAUGUGUUCUGUGACACUUUGGAGCGAGCUUAUGGGGCUGUUUCUUAUCUAAAGAGGAUCUAAACGAUGUCAAUAAAAGCGAUGAAUUGG